UUUUGGUAAUUUGCACCUCAGGAACCUCAGGAAUUGAAUUUUUAGCAAGUUCCUAGUGUCCACUUCGACUAUGAAACUGUGGUGCAGAUGAUGGAAAGACUCAAUGCCUUAUUUUGGGCUGAAUCUUGCGGCGAAUUAAGCGCAGCAGAGGUGUGGCGGCAGGUGGCAGCACGCGUCGCUCCCGUCGGUCUCAGCAGGGAAUAAUCGGAGAAUUUCCUUCGUUCAUUGUUCGUGCGUUGUGUCCGCCGCUGCCGCCGCGAGGAAGGAAGGAGUCGGCCUUUUUUCCCCGACAGCGACCAUUGGCAAGACGUGUGCUGCGCGCCUCUGCGGUGCCCUUAAUGGUGGCGAGACCGCGGACACGAUGAUGGAUGAAGACGCGGCGGCCGCGACGGCGGCGGACCAGAUCCGAGGCGUCGAGCAGCAGUUCGAACUGAUCGACUCGGCCAAAAGCUGGACCCCUUGCUACCAGCAAAUCCGCAUCGAAAGCAACAGCUUCGAUUUCCCGGCGGAGGAGUCCAAGAAAGCGGAAAACAAGAAUCUGAACCGCUACCGCGAUGUCAACCCGUACGACCACAGCCGCGUGGUGUUGCGCAAGGACACCUCCGGGCCGAACAAGAAGCGUUCCGACUACAUCAACGCCAGCUUCGUGCGGAUGCCCAACGCCCAGCGGAAGUACAUCUUGGCGCAGGGGCCCCUGCCGCACACCACCGACCACUUUUGGCUCAUGAUCUGGGAGCAGGAGUGCAAGGCGGUUGUCAUGCUCAACAGAGUGGUUGAAAAAAAUCAGAUCAAAUGCCACCAGUACUGGCCGACGGGAUAUGAUGGCAACAAUGAGACGGUUUUCAGUGACGUUAAUCUUAAGGUGGUACUAGUAUCAGAGACGCCAAUGGACUAUUACACGACUCGGAUUUUAAGAUUAACCGACGUAGACUCGGGCGAGAGUCGCGACGUGCACCAUUUCCAUUACACGACCUGGCCCGACUUUGGCGUGCCGCAGAGCCCGAUGGCCUUCCUCCACUUUCUGAUGGUAGUCAGACAAAGUGGCGCCCUCGACGAGAACGUCGGCCCGCCAGUCGUGCACUGCUCGGCGGGCAUUGGCAGAUCCGGCACCUUUUGCCUUGUUGAUUUGUGCCUCCUGAUGAUGGAGCAAGGUAAGAAGCAUGUGAAUGUGCGGGAAGUGCUGAUGGAGAUGCGGAAGCACAGGAUGGGCCUGAUCCAGACGUCGGAGCAGCUGCGCUUCUCGUACCUGGCCAUUUUGGAGGGCGCGAAAAAGAUGCUGAACCGCGACCCGGCCGUGACUGAGCUUGAGAUUUUCCGCUCCGAAAUCGUUCCCGACGAGGAGGAGGACUCGCCACCCCCCAAGCCGCCUCCGAGGGGAGAGUCCCUCAGGCACAACAACCAUGUGUCCAGUGAGGAGGCGCCGUCACGACCUGAAAUUCUUCCAGAACUGCCGCCAGACAGGCCGUUGCCUUGUGAGCCGCAGAAUAACUCGAACCACGUCAACCAAGAUGACUCAUUGGAAGGCGAACCAGACAGGCAAACGAGUGCACUUCGUCGUCGCCGAAGGCAGGAGCGAUUGGCCGAGCAAGUCAGGGAAAUUAAGCGCAAACAGCAGGAGGCGGAGUCGUGGCAGGAGAUGAAGAAGUCCUUCUUGCAGCCCUUGCGGCUCGGGGUGGGGGCCCUGCUCUUGGGGGGCAUCGCAUUCCUCUACUACAAAAUGUCGGCCGCCCAGUAGAGCCCCUCGCAUAUAUUCAUUCAUUAUUUCACACGUUUAUCGAACACACACACACUCACGAAAAGAAAUGAAAAAAAACACUAACUCUCGAGGAUGGCCAGCAGCAGCAUCACACGCCUCACUGCACCUUUUUGUCAAAGCACUUCUCCCUGCCCCCGACCGACCCGUUUAGGCCCACGUUGUCUCCGAUCCAGGGCUGACCCAGCGGGGAAAUUAAAUUUUUAUUCUUAUUUUUGGAGAACGAGAGUGGCCAGGGAAACGGAUUUAAAUGAAAAUUAUUCCUAAACUCGUUAAAAUUAUUUUUUGAAAUAUUUGUUAAUUUAAAAAUAGUAAAUGUAAAUAGUAGUGCAUUUUUUUUAUUAUUUUAAAUUGUAAUUUUGACAGGAAAUGUUUAUUUUACAAUUUUUGUAACUGAGGCAAAAUCUAGAUUUAAAAAUUUUAAUUUUGCAUUCCAUUUUUAACCAGUAAGAAAUGAGUUGUUCCUCAAACAGAAAGUGAAGCAAGUUUAUUUAAAAUCGGUCUUCAUUUUGGUGCCAUGUGUAUCCGUCUCCGCUGCACCAUUCCCGUGCUCUAACCCAAAUGCCAGUGAUGCGAGUUCCCUUUUGAAGUGGAGUGCCAUAAAAUGAGUAAACAAAACGCCACUUUAAGAGUACAAUCAUUUCCGCCGAAUGUGAAUUCAGCCCUCGAGCAAGGAGCAGUUGAAAGUACAAAGUGUGGGGCAGUGAUGCUGUUGUUGUCAGGCCAAUCGUGCUAGCAAUGAAGGUACCAAUAAACUAACUCACUAUAACGACAGACACACAUUUGCACUAAAAUAUAAAUAAAAGAAGACUUGACGAAACUGAGAGCUUAACCCCACGCGCGAGAGAAAGAAGAUUGCUGUCAGUUCGAGAAGGGUUGUUAAGCAAUGUCACACUCAAAUAUUUUUCAACGCCUGUCAUAUCUUCACCGCCACGACUCUCCUGACAUUUAUAAUGAUACAAAAAUUAAGGGUGCGUAAAUAAAAUUCAAUUUAAUUUAAAAAAAAAAUCCUGACAAUUCCGCUUCAGCAGUUUAUUUAUAUUUAUUUUUGCCUAAUUAACGUAGCAAAAUUUUGUUUCGUUGCCUUGAGAAAAUUACGCACCCGAAAUUUCGGGCCUGAAAAGCGGGUUGCAGAGUCGUGGCCGCCUCCACCAACUUUGAAUUCAUUAAGACUGUGACCAUUCUGCGAGUAGGCAGCCAAUGAAACAAACAAAAAAAUCUGAAUUUCACACUUUUGUACUUAAGCAGCAACUAACACUAACUAACCAAACAGCCCAAAGAAAAGCUAUAUAUUUUACGUGCGAUUCCUUUGACGAUGCAUUUUUCGGUGUAGUCUAAUCUCGAUUUAAUCGGCAACACACAUUCCUUCCACUCGUGUCCCAAGCAAAAGCACGGAAGCAAGCCAGGAGUUGUUUUAAUCUCUUAUGUAUAGAAAUAUAACCACGUGAAGACCACGAAACCAAAUUAAUCCCCUGUAUAUAUCUAUUCUUUUAUUUAAUUCCAAUCCAAAUAAGGUUAUUUUACCAAGAACGAAGGCAAUUCUGGAAUUAUUACAUUUUAGUUCAACAGGCGAAGGAGUGCGAGCCGCGCCCCAAUAUAUAUUAAUUAUACAAACUGUUUUGUGUUAUCGAAACAGUUAAAAAAAAAAUAAUAAUCAGGCAAGCUGCCUAAUUGACCCCAGUACAUUGACGCUGCUGUAAUAAUUACUUAUAAGACAUGAAAACGACUCAAAAUAAAGAAAAAUGUAUAAUUAUUGACA
This is a messenger RNA of Cloeon dipterum, 3512 nucleotides long. It is a transcript of the gene Ptp61F, whose product is annotated as Protein tyrosine phosphatase 61F. Gene Ontology annotation, biological process: negative regulation of ERK1 and ERK2 cascade; negative regulation of receptor signaling pathway via JAK-STAT; peptidyl-tyrosine dephosphorylation. Gene Ontology annotation, molecular function: protein kinase binding; non-membrane spanning protein tyrosine phosphatase activity. The coding region runs from base 362 to 1735 and encodes 457 amino acids. Gene Ontology annotation, cellular component: cytoplasm; nucleus. Lineage: Eukaryota; Metazoa; Arthropoda; Insecta; Ephemeroptera; Baetidae. The record is from RefSeq and is a predicted model, not a curated record. The transcript is spliced from 9 exons.